GCCUUGUUUGAUAUGAUGAAAGAUGAAACGGAAUAUGUAUCUAGAAAGCGAAGUAGGUACGAUAGUAAGUAUAUAUGCCCAGUACACCUCUCCAAUUCCCAAUAUCUACUCAGUCUCAACAUCCACGCAACUUCAAUAUCUUUAUCCACGCAUUUUCAAUACCGGCCAAUCUUGACAGUUACGCAUUCAACAUCACAUAUCUUUGAAAUGGCUGCCCCCUUUCCGCCUCCCUCCACCUCGGCAUAUGCACUCGGAACCUUUGUUGGCGGUGGCUGGAGACAAUGGGCAAAUGCUGCCGGAGAAGACUAUUACGAACGGGUAGAUACUGGGUCUACGCAGUUUGCAAUCCCGGCUGGGUGGGAGGAUGUAGCAGCGGUGUGUAUAUGCUAGAUCUUAACAGAAGCGAGCUGUGCUGAUCCCGUUCAGGACACAUGGACACUUGAUAUCUCCAAAUCUUGGGUGCAAUGGUGAGUGUCAAUCGUCAUCUGGAAUGCUUACAAGUAAUUGGAGAUCUCGAUGAGAAGUAAUUCCCUUGUCUCAUGCAGGCGCAACGCACGAACUGGACACGCCCAAUGUUCAAACGCACCUCCAACUUGUUGAAAGAAGUCCCGAAUCCCACGAGUUCUUGUACCGGAGGGCCUUCUUGGCCAUCUUGAAGCAUUUUUUCGUGGAGGCUGAAGGAUUCGAUGUUGUCCAGGAGGAGUCGCUUGGGGAGACAACUGUCGGUGAAACACAGGCAGACAUGUCGGUGCUCAAAA
Messenger RNA from Mytilinidion resinicola, 758 nucleotides. RefSeq lists its product as uncharacterized. The coding region runs from base 208 to 390 and encodes 60 amino acids. NCBI's taxonomy places the organism in Eukaryota, Fungi, Ascomycota, Dothideomycetes, Mytilinidiales, Mytilinidiaceae. The record is from RefSeq and is a predicted model, not a curated record. The transcript has 2 exons. Gene Ontology annotation, molecular function: protein binding.